AUGAGUGAUGACAGGUACGAGGGAGACGAUUGGCGUGCUGAAAGAGUCAAAGACAUCCAAAAAACUUGUGACAAAUUUCUUGCUCAAACAAACUUUCUUGUAUCUGCCACUGACGACGGGGAUUCAAAAUCGGCCGUCAAGAUUCUAAUAACGGGGGCGGCAUCAAAUCAGAAAAAUAUAUUUCUGCUUCAUUCGAUUGCUGAAGGUCAAAUGUUAGGUCCUACGCAGAAUGUCAUAUUAAUUUGCUAUGGUGACCAGAAAGCAUCAAUAAUUCUGCAAGAAAUGGUUAAUGAAUUGAAAGAUUGUUUUCUUCCAUUGCUAGCAGAUGUUCUGGUUACAACUGAUGAAAAAGAAGCUUUUACGGGCAUUAAAAUAGCUUUGUUAUUGGAUUCCGUUGCUAAUGAUGAGCGCUCAUCUUUAGGAAAAUACCAAGACACAUUCCGAAUGAUGAAGGAAUAUGGUCAUUCGUUCAACUACACUGGCUCUAAUGUCAAAAUAUUGGUAAUUUCUGAGCCAGUUUUAAUAAAUGCGUUGAUAUUGAGAAGACAUUGUCAGGCGGUGCCUCCAAAAAAUAUUGCAUCAUUAUCCCUUACUCCUUUAAAUGUAACGAAGUACCAGCUAUUUUAUGAUAGCUCAUCUUUUAAGGUGGCCAAAAAAAUGGAUGCCCAGCCAGAUAGAAUCAAAAAUUUAAUUAUGUGGGGAGACGAUCCUCACACGUUCACGUACGACUUAAGUAGAUCUACAUUCAAGGAAGGGUCGGAGUGGAAACAUUUGCCGACAGUGUUAGCAAACGAGCAUUGGGUUAAAAACUAUUUGCCCGAGUUGGUAAAGGAAAGAAUUCAAAAACUAGCAAGUAGGACUGAAUCAUCAUUAAUUGUUUUGUCGCGGGCCGUUUGCGAGCAGGUAUAUAGCUGGUGGUUCGGUCUGCCAAACAACGACAUCAAACGAAUGGGAGUCGAAUCAGACGGAUCCUAUGGAAUUACAAAAGGGCUCUACGCAGAUUUCCCAGUAACUAUAAAUUCCAACGGAGAGUAUAACAUUGUACGAGACAUCGAAAUAACACCAACACACCAAUUGAAAAUACAGGCUAUCAAUGAGAGGUUGCUUGACUAUGUCCAUAGUAUACAAGAUUGGCCAAUGUUUCAACAGAACCAAUUACUCGCUUGA
This is a messenger RNA of Helobdella robusta, 1167 nucleotides long. RefSeq lists its product as hypothetical. Gene Ontology annotation, biological process: oxaloacetate metabolic process; tricarboxylic acid cycle; malate metabolic process. Gene Ontology annotation, cellular component: cytosol; mitochondrion. Gene Ontology annotation, molecular function: L-malate dehydrogenase (NAD+) activity. Lineage: Eukaryota; Metazoa; Annelida; Clitellata; Rhynchobdellida; Glossiphoniidae. Bases 1 to 1167 code for a protein of 388 amino acids. The record is from RefSeq and is a predicted model, not a curated record. The transcript is spliced from 9 exons.